GUCUACCAAGUGGUGCUAUCUGCUUUGAGGAUUUUGCAUUCAUCUUAGAUCAGGAAUACUUGAACAAGCGAGCGGACUUGAUUGGCUCAAUGCCUAACGGGCCAUUGAAUUCUUAUAUUGAGAUUGCUCUUAGUAGUUGAUGGUGUUAUACAUCAGUUUUGAUGGCCAUGCCAGGAAUGCCUCUAUGGAGUAUAGAAAUAUACACAAGUAAUGCACAAUCACAUAAUCCGCUCUUUAUACAAUUUCAUAAAUAAUGUAGCGACUUCGGCCUGACGUCAUUCCGUCCCGCCAGCGAAAACCGCAAAAAAGGAGGGGUUAUCAAACCCCGCGAACAAGACGAAGCACGGUAAAAGCACCUGCAUUAUGAGCGAGGAUCAGGGCCCAGGGCCUCGUAAGCGGUCUGCUCUCAUUCUGUAUGGCUCGGAAACCGGCAAUGCGCAAGAGGUGGCCGAAGAGCUGGGAUCUCUGGCCGAGCGCCUCCAUUUCAUGACUCAGGUUUUGGAGAUGAACCAUGUCAAACCAGAGACAUUGAGCUCGUAUACUAUUGUUGUCUUUGCGAUCUCGACGACGGGGCAGGGUGAUCUACCUGCGAAUGCACGGACGUUUUGGAGAUCUUUGCUUUUGAAGAGGCUGCUGCCGACGUUUUUGCAGGGCGUUAGCUUUACGUCGUUUGGGUUGGGGGAUAGCUCUUAUCCUAAGUUCAAUUGGGCUUCGCGCAAGCUGUGUAAGAGAUUGGUUCAGUUGGGCGCCAGUGAAACCUAUCUUAGUGGAGAGGCGGAUCAACAGCACCCAGAAGGGCUGGAAGGAACUUUUAUUCCUUGGAUAACGGAUUUCCGCAAGCACUUGUUGGACACAUACCCUCUUCCUGAAGGUCAGGAUCCGAUACCGGAUGAUGUCCAAUUACCACCAAAAUGGGUGCUGCAAUUACAGGAUCAAACCCCAAACUCCAGCGCAGACCUAGCUGUUCAAGGAACAGAGAAUCAGAGCACUUCAGUUGAGGAUUCAAAGUCCCGACUGGAGCAUGACCACCGCCCAAUCCCAGAUACACUGACUGCAACACUAAUCCAAAAUAAAAGGGUGACACCUCCAAAGCACUGGCAAGAUGUACGACACGUCUCCCUGACGGUCCCCGACUCCGUCACCUAUGUCCCCGGCGACAUGAUCUCCAUUAUGCCCAAGAACUUCGCCGAGGACGUCCAAGCCCUGAUUCAGAUGAUGGGCUGGGAAGAGCAGGCCGAUCAGUUGGUCUCGCUGGUCCCUGCUAAUAGCCAGCACUCCGUCGAAGACCUACCUUUACCACCCAUUCCUAACCUGGAGUCGUAUCCGAAGCUGACGCUACGCGCACUCAUCACGGACUACUUAGAUAUCCGAACGAUCCCUCGCCGGAGGUUCUUCUCGGAGAUAUCUCAUUACACCAAUGAUGAAAUGCAGAAGGAGCGACUACUCGAAUUUACUAACCCCGAAUUCCUGGAUGAGCUCUGGGAUUAUACCUCACGACCGAGACGCAGUAUCUUGGAGGUUUUACAUGAGUUCGAUACGGUGAAGAUCCCAUGGCAGCAUGCGACGUCGGUAUUCCCCGUCCUCAGAGGGCGACAGUUCAGCAUUGCUAGCGGAGGCGAACUGAAGCGGACACCCGAAGGCGGAGCCAAGUUCGAACUAUUGAUCGCCAUUGUGAAAUACAAGACCAUAAUCAAGAGGAUCAGAGAGGGUGUCUGCACAAAGUAUAUUUCGGCACUCCAACCGGGGAGCACUCUGAAAGUUCACCUGCAGCGCGGAGGCCUGAAUUCGUCGUUAGGUCAACUCUCUGGACCAACGGUUUUGGUUGGUCCCGGCACCGGAGUCGCGCCGUUACGGUCUAUGAUUUGGGAGAAAGCUGCCUUUGUCAAGGCGUAUAAGGAGGAGCACGGUGGGAUUGAGCCGACCAUUGGGCCUACUAUUCUUCUCUUUGGAGGGCGUAACCGCAAUGCCGAUUUCUACUUCGACGAAGAGUGGCAGCAGCUUAGUAAAUUGGUUAGAUUGGAGGUCUUUGCGGCGUUCUCCAGGGACCAGAAACAGAAGGUCUAUGUGCAGGACGUUAUUCGGGAUAACUUUGGACUAUUCUUUAGACUCUUGCAUGAGAUGGCAGGUUCGGUGUAUGUGUGCGGCUCGUCAGGACGAAUGCCGCAAGCUGUCCGGGAGGCACUGAUUGAGGCAUUCCAGAACGGUGGGGCAACCGACGCAGAGCGCUUCAGCAGAGAAGAGGCAGAAGAAUAUUUGCUUGGCAUGGAGAAGUCUGGGCGGUACAAACAGGAGACAUGGUAAUAGAUGUAGGAAUCACAUGCUAUGGACGUGACUAUAGACGGAGCGUGAGUGUGUGGAUAGACCCCACCGAACGAGGGCAACGAUUCAAUGAACAAAAAUAGAGAACCAUCUACGCACAAUGAGAAUGAAUCAAUACCCGUAGU
Aspergillus pseudonomiae is the source of this 2444-nucleotide messenger RNA. It is a transcript of the gene tah18, whose product is annotated as NAPDH-dependent diflavin reductase. Lineage: Eukaryota; Fungi; Ascomycota; Eurotiomycetes; Eurotiales; Aspergillaceae. The coding region runs from base 364 to 2301 and encodes 645 amino acids. The transcript has 4 exons. Gene Ontology annotation, molecular function: NADPH-hemoprotein reductase activity; flavin adenine dinucleotide binding; FMN binding. The record is from RefSeq and is a predicted model, not a curated record. Gene Ontology annotation, cellular component: cytosol.